This is a messenger RNA of Lagopus leucura (white-tailed ptarmigan), 1211 nucleotides long. RefSeq names its product IgGFc-binding protein-like. The record is from RefSeq and is a predicted model, not a curated record. The transcript has a single exon. The annotation marks the transcript as partial. NCBI's taxonomy places the organism in Eukaryota, Metazoa, Chordata, Aves, Galliformes, Phasianidae.
CGCCAUGUUCCGCGGCAAGGAAUUCCUCAUCGCCGUCCCCCAGAACAGCGAGGAAGCCAUUCGCCCCGACCUCCUCCUCCUCCUCACCUCCUACGCCGACGCCACCCAAGUCACCAUCGCCGCCUCCGACGGCAUCUUCCACGAAACCCUCACCCUCCGAAACGACCAAACCUCUUCCGUUUCCAUCCCCGGCUCUUUGGAACUGAUCAACAAGAGGAUCUCCCAAAAGAGCCUUUGGGUGACGUCCACCAAGGACGUUUCCGUCGUCGUCACCAGCUCCAAAAGCUACACCGUCGGCGCCACCGCCGUGCUGCCCGCGUCCAUGCUGGGCAAGGAAUAUUACGUGGUGACACCCGACGACGUGGCCAAAACGGGGUUGACAGAAUUCGCCGUGGUGGCCUGGAAAGAACCGUCAAACGUUUCCAUCAAAAUCAAAGGCAAGAUUUAUUUCCGAGGGAGGAUCUACAGAUCCGGCUCCGUCCUUUCCGUCCUUUUGAGUCCGUAUCAAAGCUUGCAGCUCCAAAGCGAGAACGACCUGUCGGGGACCAAAGUGACAUCAGACCACCCCGUCGCCGUCCUCGCUGGUCACACUUGCAUGAAGGUGCGCAGCGGUUGCGACUACGUGGUGGAGCAGCUCCUCCCCGUCAGCGCGUGGGGGAAGGCCUACGUCGUGCCCCCCAACCCCUUGCAGAAAGCCCACGAUUUCAUCUACGUCGUGGCAUCCAAGGCCGCUUCCGUCUCCUUCCACGACGGCAGCACGGCUUCCACGAAGGAAAUGGAGGCCGGCGAAGUGAAAGCCUUUAAAACAAAGCCGAAUUCUCCGUUCUACGUGAAUUCUUCGGCGGCCAUUCAGGUGGUUUUCUUCUUCACCGGCUCCAGGGCGUAUUUCGUUUGGCAAGACCCCUUCCUCCUUACCAUCCCCCCCAUCUCAUCCUACUGCGCGUCCUAUCGGUUCUCCGGCCUGAGCUCUUAUUACAACUACGUCCUCCUCACGGCCAAGAAUUCCGACACCGACGCCGUCGUCGCUCAACGGAAAGUGACGAACGGGGAAUGGAAGGAAAUCCCUGGCACGGAAUUCUCCUGGUCCAUGCACAUCCUGAGCGAUUCGGAUGGCAGCUGGAGCUCCGUGCGAGAGGACGCGACUUUUGGGCUGCUGGGAUUUGGCUUUCGGAAUUACGAGGGUUAUGGUUUCGCCGGUCUGUGCGCCACAC